AGCAGAUGUUUUCGAUACUGAGCGUGACCUGCUCUCAAUACUUGUUCCUGAUACCAAGCAUGACCUGCUCAAUAAAAGAAGACAAAAAACCUACAAACCAAUACAAAAAUCAAAAUCAUGCGA
Racocetra persica is the source of this 123-nucleotide messenger RNA. The record is from the annotation of a GenBank genome assembly. Lineage: Eukaryota; Fungi; Glomeromycota; Glomeromycetes; Diversisporales; Gigasporaceae.